AUGGCUGAAAGUUUAAUCGUCCGAGCAUCACUCUGUUCCAAUUGGAAAUUAUUUAGAACUGUUCAAUCAAGACCGACUGCACGAAUAUCUUUAAAUUCAGCAGAAUUUAUAUUAGGUGAGAAAUUGAAUUUUAUCAUUAAAGAAGAUAUGAGUCGUGUAUGCAUAGUAUUGAAUGUUAUAGCUCGAUCUGGUAGUAAACUGCAUGAAGGUACUACUCUUAUUGGUCGUUGUGUAACUGGUCCACCGGAUUUAGCAUGUGGUGAUGGUUUAUCGCAUUGGACAUCGACUUGUACUAGACAAGGAAUGAUACGACGUACACAUAUUCUCACAUAAAUAUGGAUUAUACAAUCUGUUUGUUUGUUCUUAUACACUACGCGAAUUUGUACAUUCCACUUUUGGUUGUUUCACGUUGUUGUUAUUGUUGUGUAUCCCUAAAAUGGAAAUAUUUAAAU
Molecule: messenger RNA, 452 nt
Organism: Trichobilharzia regenti
Lineage: Eukaryota; Metazoa; Platyhelminthes; Trematoda; Strigeidida; Schistosomatidae
Source: the annotation of a GenBank genome assembly